Messenger RNA from Strongylus vulgaris, 498 nucleotides. NCBI's taxonomy places the organism in Eukaryota, Metazoa, Nematoda, Chromadorea, Rhabditida, Strongylidae. The record is from the annotation of a GenBank genome assembly.
GAGCCAAUCCUGGCGUUGUCGCCUACAAUGGCCAUCAUAGAAGGGAUUCCCUCGUUUAAAUUCUCAAAUCCAUUAGGAAGCCCUGAGCUCGUCUUGAUCGUAUCCUGGUUAGGACGUAGGGUAGGUUGCGAUCAGCAAGCGGUGUCUUCUCGUCUCGGUCAACUUCGACAACAUCGUCGUGGUCCCUUUCGUUUUGGCAACCUGAUUGCCCUUAAACUCGUCUGUACUGUCGCUGCUGUAUCAGGGGCUCUUUCUCGACACGGUGGAAGAAUAUCUGUUCAGAUGUCUGACCUACUGGUUUCUUCUAUCAAUGAGAAUUCUGUCAUUUACGAUGGCGUUGCACAAGAUUGCUCGUCGUCCGCUUCAUUCUUUUUCAAUGUAGAGGAGGUAGCCACUUCGAUAGUGUUCAAUAUCGUAGGUGAAGACGUCCAGGCUGCUGAUAUGGUGCUUCUUAAUGAUCCGAACCGACUGGAACACGAUAACCUUUCAAAUCAGUAG